GUCCUCUCUCUCUCUCUCUCUCUCUCUCUCUCUCUGUCCUCCAUCAAACGCCUUAGCAAUUGUGCUGUUCAUAAUAACAUGGCUGAUUUCUUCUGUACCUUCGUCGACUCACGUUCUUGCACCAAAUUCUCUCUCUUCAACCCAUUCCACCCAUUCUUAAAACCAAUUCCUGCACUCUCAACUCUUUCUUUUCAUAACCGAAGAAGCAGAAGGAGAAGAAAAACUCUUCAUGUCACUCUGUUCUCCAAGCCCAUUUUGCCUACACCCCCUUCAUCGGACUUCGACAUCGUUUCCAUCACUGAGUGCUCUGAUGGUAGCUUUGUGUUUCGGUUCGGAGAUGCGAGUGAGAUUGCAAGAAAUGGCGAAUUGGAGGAACCCAAUUUAGGUAAUGAGGGUUUGGUGAGGGAAGAUAAAAAAGAAUUGCAUAAUGCGAAUGUUUUGGAUGGGGAUCAUGAAAGUGGAGUGAUUGUCAAGAAAAUAGAGGGAAAAGUGAGGAGCGAUUUAUCUGAUAGUGUUGAUCCAGUAGCUGAUUGUGGGGUAGGCAAUAGUGCUGUUGAGAGAGAGAAUGAUGUAAAUGGAGGCAUAAGUGGUAGUCAAGUCGAAUCAAAUGAGAGAUUUUUCAAGGACUCUCAAGAAGUAGAAUUUGCUUCGGAUAGCAAAAUGGUUGGUUCUUCUCUUUCCUUGAUUGAUGUGAAGAACUCAGUAUGUUCAGAAGAAGGUUUGAUUGAGAAGGAUAAGGAUGAAAGUUCAAAUUCAGUAACUGUUCGGCUUGAGACCAGUUUUGUAGCAGAAAAUGGUGCUGCUUCUGUGGAAGUUCUUGAAGAGGAUAGUGAAAAGGAAGCAACGCUUGGAUUGAAUUCUGUGGAGCUUGACUCUGUUGUGGAAGUACCCAUAUGCAAUGCUGAUCAGGGAAUGAGUGAGGAAAAUGUUUACAGUCCAGUAAUGCAGUUGUUGUUGGAAGCUCAGGAUAAGAGUGUGGAGAGUGGAAUGCAUGGUGUGAUAGAUGAAGAUGGUGAUGAAAAUGACAUGAUGGAAGUGUUGCAUCUGUCACCCCCAUUAGAGGCUGAACCAAUUCUUGACGAGGAAAUAAGUCAUGAUGUGAUUGUUGAUUCUGCUGAAGCAGAUAGAAUUGGAAGCCCUGCGACGCUCGACAAUAGCACCACUAACUCAAUCUCGGAAGUAGAAAGAAAUGAAGGCAAUGCACAGAGCAGUGAGCUUCUAGAAGUACCAGGUUGCCAGGCAAUAGAGUUGAAAUUAACUGAAACAGCAGUGAAUAGGGAGGAAAUCUCAACAGCAGGAUUUGUCCUAUCUUCAGGUGCUGCUUUAUUUCCACAUCCAUCUAAGGCAUUGACAGGUGGAGAGGAUGCGUAUUUUGUUGAAUGCCAAAGCUGGUUUGGGGUGGCAGAUGGAGUUGGUCAGUGGUCAUUAGAAGGAAUUAAUCCAGGAGUUUAUGCCCGAGAACUCAUGGCAAACUGUGAGAAGAUUGUUUCCAGUUGCAUAAGUUUGCAAAUAACCAACCCUGAGGAAGUUCUUAAUCGAAGUAUUGCUGAAGCUCAAUCUCCUGGAUCAUCAACAAUUUUGGUUGCUUAUUUUGAUGGCCAGGUCCUUGAUGUGGUUAAUAUUGGAGACUCGGGAUUUAUUAUAAUUAGAGAUGGUGCCAUUUAUAAAAUAUCUUCUCCAAUGCUACAUGAGUUCAACUUUCCAUUCCAAGUUCAAAGAGGUGAUGACCUUUCUGAACUUGUGGAGAGAUACAGAAUUGAUCUAGAUGAGGGUGACGUAAUUGUCGCUGCAACGGAUGGACUUUUUGACAAUCUAUAUCCCCAAGAAAUAGCAUCAAUCGUAUCAAAGUCAUUGCAGUUGAAUUUGAAACACCAGGAAAUCGCAGAAGUCCUGGCCAGAACAGCCCAAGAAGUGGGGAGCUCUGCAUCUGCAAGGUCUCCCUUUGCAGAUGCAGCACAAGCAGCUGGAUAUGUGGGAUAUACUGGUGGCAAGCUAGAUGAUGUUGCUGUUAUUGUGUCUUUGGUUCAAAAAAAGAGAUCCAACUCAAGCAUAGAGUAAUUUCAUUUGGUUACUACAUUUUUGUCUUUGUCACUAUAUGUAUAUAUGAUGAUAAUAUGAUUACAUUUUCCGAUAUUUUUCACGAUGU
Molecule: messenger RNA, 2146 nt
Organism: Ilex paraguariensis (yerba mate)
Lineage: Eukaryota; Viridiplantae; Streptophyta; Magnoliopsida; Aquifoliales; Aquifoliaceae
Source: the annotation of a GenBank genome assembly